This is a messenger RNA of Engraulis encrasicolus (European anchovy), 3326 nucleotides long. RefSeq lists its product as uncharacterized. Gene Ontology annotation, biological process: regulation of transcription by RNA polymerase II; negative regulation of DNA-templated transcription. Bases 118 to 3219 code for a protein of 1033 amino acids. The record is from RefSeq and is a predicted model, not a curated record. Gene Ontology annotation, molecular function: transcription corepressor activity. NCBI's taxonomy places the organism in Eukaryota, Metazoa, Chordata, Actinopteri, Clupeiformes, Engraulidae. The transcript has 13 exons. Gene Ontology annotation, cellular component: transcription regulator complex; histone deacetylase complex.
GACCUCAUUACCCGACAAAAGAAAGCAAAUGACAGAAGAUUGACACAGUGUGUGCGCGCGAGACAGAAGGAUAGAGACACAAAUGGAGAGAGAAAUGGAAAUUGGAGGAACGAAGUGAUGUUGAAUGAGGAGAUGAAAGAGCGACCAGCGAUGGGAGACCAGUCAGCCUUCCAGCCGGCCGAAAGUCAUCACCCUCUGCAGGCCUUCAUGUCCCGAGCCCUGGGUCAUCACAACCAGCACCACCACCAGCACCACCGCCCCACCACCAAACCCUCCAGGGGAGACCCACCCUACAACCACUGCUUAGCUCUGGGCCACCUGGGAGAAGGAAGCCCGUUUGAGGAGGGUGGAGGAGGAGUGGACGGGGGUGGUGGUGGGGUGGACGGCGAGGCCAGCAGUGAGUGCUUCUCCGUGGGAGGAGGGCUGGAGGCGCAGGGUGAGAGUCCCCUUGGAUGGGGAGUCAGCCAGUCAGCUUCCUUGUCCUCAUCCUCAUCAUCAUCCUCCUCCUCAUCCUCUACGGAAGCUGCUUGCAUAGGGCCACCCGUAUCCAUCACCCCCACGAGGCCCCAUAGGAACAACAUGGGGGACUACAGGGAGGACUGGGCCUCAAUCUGUCCAGACGGGGUGGAGGGGUACAUGGAUGGAGGAGGUGGUGGUGAGCUGGGGGAUGUAGGGUCUGCUCUCCAUCAUCACCACCAUCAUCAUCAACAGAAGCUGGACUCCUUCUCCGAGGCCUUCUUCAGGCGUAACGUGGCGCCCUGGCAGCACGCCGACACCAAUGGCUUCUUCGGUAUGAAAGGAGCCGGCGUGGUGGCCUCGGACAUCGCCGCUGUUGUUUCCGAUGCAACUCUGUCCUCGUCGCUAUCCACCUGCACCACCUCCUCCUUCUCCCCGCUCCCCCACGUCCUCAGCCCUCCCCCGACUCCCCUUCCAGCCUACUCCACCACCUCCGUCACCCCCACCACCUCCAUCUCUCCACCCAGACGGGUCUACCACCACUACCACCAGCACCACCACCCGGCCACCCCUCAACCGUCCAUCCCCAACACCACCACCACCACCAGCACCACCAGCCCCACCUCCCAACACCACCAGGUGGAUGUCGGCUGUGGUCCACUGCAGUUCUUCCCAGCACUGCAGUCGUUUUACCCAGCUAGCAGCAGCGGUGGAGGUGGUGGUGGUGGUGGUGGACAGUCAGCCCCCCACAAGUUCCCUCUGGCCCCUUGGCUGCAUCUGCAGUCCACCCAGCAGCAGCAACAGCAGUCAGUGGUAGUGGGGGCAGAUGUGCCAGUCAGGACCAGAGGAGACAGGGACAGCGUGGGCGACGUGAGCCCUCCACUACUACACCUGGCCAGAGACUCCAUGCUCUACGCUGCGGAGGACGAAGAGUUCCAGCCCAAGCAGUCGGACUCGGCCCAGCACAGCGACUAUGCAGACUGCAGUCUCCAGACCCCCAUCAGCUCUCCCCUAUCCCAGUGCCCACAGCCCUGCCCCAGGCCUCUACUCCAGACAGAGCCAGCAUUCCUGGGCAACCACAUCACCUGGCCAACGGUAGUUCCAUCGUCCCUGCCCCCCUCCUCCUCUUCCUCCUCCUUUCCCAUCUGCUUGACCUCUCUGCCCUCUCCUCUGCGGCACAGCAGCCACAGGCCAGGAGAGGAGGGACGAGUCUGCAGGGGUGCCGCACAGAUGGCCACCAACCAGCACAUGAACACUGCACAUGCCCAGAACGCCUGCCCUCGGGUCUAUACAGGGAGGCCUUUCCAGAGCCUGCUCCAGGCCCACAGGGAGCUGUGCAAGUUCGACUGGGACGGGGAGACGGAGGCAGUGGGCAGGCAGAGCAGGGGUACUACACCCAGCCAGCGCCGCUACACCCCUCAGCCCAUGCUGAACCCCCGUCGGCAGGGGACGGGUCUCUUCAGCAAGCUGACGUCGUCGCCACAGACACUGGUGAACAGGACCCUGAGCACAGAAGAUGGGGACAGAGUCUUACCUCACAGGGUCAUUAACAUUGGCCCAGAGUUCCAGGCAGAGCUGCCCAGUUUGUUGACAUGGGACGCUCAAGUGGACGACGAAGAGGAUGAUGAUGAUGACGCUGAUGGGGACGAGCUUCUGGUCGCUGAUCAACCUCUCCCGGAACAGUUGCUAUGGAGACCGUGCGAGGAACUGGAAAACGACACCACACUCCAAGAGCAAGUGGGGAGGGUGCUGGAGCUGUGCAGUUCCGGCGCAGUGCCAGGAGGGGGCACUAACGUGGAGCUGGCCCUGCAUUGUCUGCACUACUGUCAGGGUGACAUUAUGGCGGCUGUGGAAAUGCUUCUCUUCUCCCACACGUUUCCAGCAGGUGACUACCAUUACUCAGGGAGCGACGCCUGGCAUUUGAACGAGAAGAGAUUGUUCUUCAAAGCAUACGCGAUGUAUGGCAAAGAGUUCUCUCUCAUCUCCAAAAUGGUGAAGACCAAGCAGGUGUCCCAGUGUGUGGAGUUCUACUACCUGUCCAAGAGGCUGCCUGACAAGCAGAGGAAGCAGAGGGAGAGGGAGCGGCAGCAGGAGAUGGAGAUGGAGCAGGAGGCCAACGCUGCAGCCAACAGAGUCUCCCUGGCUUCAAAGGCGCUGACAGGAUCAGCAGGCGGUGACGGCCUGAUCAGAGCCCCAGCCCUGGCCACCAGCUUCCCCUGCAAACAGUGUGGAAAAAUGUUUUACAAGAUAAAAAGCAGGAACGCUCACAUGAAGAUCCACCGCCAGCAGCAGCAGCAGCAGCAGCAGCAACAGCAGCAGCAUGAUCCGAACUGGGCGGAGAUCAACAGCAGCCAAAAUCAGAAUCAGAGCCGGAGCCUCCACCUGUCCCAUCUGACUCAGGUUCCCCAACAGGCGGAUCACCACAUCCAGGUCCAACUCCCAUCAUCCAUGCAGAACCACCAGAUCCUCUCUCAGAACCUCCUCAACCUGGUCCAGUCUCAGGCCUGCCUGACCUUUCUCCAGAACCAGAAGGCGGCCCACCACGGUGUCUCAGCGGCCCUCGGAGGGGCUUCCAUAGCGGGCCUCAGUGCAGCUGGCUCCAACCUGCUCCCCAGGUCCUCCCCUCUGCCGCUCUCGUACCCCCACAACAGCCUCUCCAGCUGGGAUGCCUUCUCCACGGGGGUCCCUGAAUCUGGACCUCUGUACUAUGACCCAGAGGUCAAACCCAUGCUGGGGUCAAAAGGUCAAGUGCAGUGGCCGUAGCCAGGGACGCCGACGUGGGGGAACAAAGGGGUCAGUUGCCCUGUAACCAAGGAGAGGAGGCCCAGAAUUGACUUCUCAUUACAUUGUACAUUGUUACAUGUUUUGGG